Aspergillus pseudonomiae is the source of this 2020-nucleotide messenger RNA. RefSeq lists its product as uncharacterized. Bases 188 to 1591 code for a protein of 467 amino acids. The record is from RefSeq and is a predicted model, not a curated record. Lineage: Eukaryota; Fungi; Ascomycota; Eurotiomycetes; Eurotiales; Aspergillaceae. The transcript has a single exon.
CUGGCAUUGUCGGCGCCUUGGACUCCACUGCGAAGGCUACCAAACGAAGUAUACCAACCUAAAGUUCAGAGACCAGACCCACAAGUUCUUCACUUCAGUUGAUCAGGGCCGGGCUUAUGCGCCUAGCCCACGUCCACUGGCCGAGACCGAUACCUCCGUGCCCUUCUUCCUCAAGUAUUACGUCGGCAUGGGACGCAAUCUGGAAUCUGCGCGGGGACUCUUCGAGAUCCUGAUUCCCGUCUACUGCUCCGAGCGGCAGGGCUCGCCGCUCUCGCUUGCCAUAUCCGCAGUCGCUGCAGGGAUACUAUCUCUGUGGAGGCGUAGCGUUAGGGGCUUCCAAUUAUCACGGAAGGCUUACACCGAGGCCAUCGCGUGUAUGCGCAAUGCAGUAAACGACCGCGUACAACGGAGGAAUCCAGCAACCGUGCUGGCGGCGCUGGUGCUGCAGCAUUAUGAGAGCGUUGCCGCUGUAUACGACCUUCGCUCUCCCUCGCGGGUCCACCACAACGGCGCAGUGUCUUUGCUCCAAUUUGCGGAAGCGGACCGUAUGAAUGGGACGAACGGCGCAUACAUUCGGAGAUUCAUGCUUCAUACCGAGGUUUCGUCGGCGAUGCGCCAGAAAAGGCCCGUGCAGAGCAUCGCAUACUCGUGGAUUGGAGGCAAACGCUUGAUGGCUGCGUCCGAGAACCCAAGCUCAGUCCUUGAUGUUAUUGGAGUAUCUGUCGCUGGAUUUCAGGCCAAUUAUAUACGCCUAGUCAAUCAAGAUGGCACCAUGCUUUUGUCAUGCCAAGUUCUAGAAGAUUGGAGAGCAGAGGCGAAGCGCAUCGACAAAGAGCUUCUUGAUUGGGCACAAAACGUGCCGGACCAUUGGCAGCCGCGAAAGCUCACACCUGGUCAAGAUAUCGAUGAAUCUAUUCCUACCUACCGGUCUGUCUGUGAGGUCUACCCUUCUUGCCAGAUUGCCAACAUUUGGAAUCUAUGGCGUUUCCAACGCCUCUUACUCCUCAAGAUUACUGUCGACUGCCUCCAGAAGACCAUACACAUGUUUCAAGUUGAGCUUACGAAAGAUCAAGCCUCAGCUGUAGUUGACAACAUAUGCGAGUGCCAAGAGACUCUCCAAAGGCUGGUGGAUUCUGUGUGCUACAGCGUCCCCUUUUUCCUUGGCAAUCGAACCAGACAGUCAACCAUCACAGACUUUACCGACUCGGAAAUUUUGAUCCCAAGUCAUCCCUUACCAGCACCGGAGGGUAAAAAGAGCUUGAAUACGAAGGACCACGAUGCCGGAAGAUGCAGAGACGACCACAGGUACCCUAUUAUCGCCCAAGGUCCUUGGCACAUAAUGAGUCCGCUGAGCCACUUAUUGACCCUUUUCUCGGAAGACAACGGCCAGUUACUAGCAAGCUUUCUCAGGCCUGGGCAGCAGGCGUGGAUACGAGCACAAUUUCAGCGUGUAACCACCUUGCUUCAUCUCUCGCCAAAAGACCAUGGCGAGGACCAGCAGGCCUUGUUCGACGCAUCGGCUGGAAAUAUCAACACAGACAAUCUUGCGAGAGGGGUUCGGAAAGGCUUAAUAUUUAUGAGUGGCCCCUAAAGUUAGGGGCUUCCUAUAAAAUUAGUUCUGAUUUCACUUUUGUUUCUCGCUAACGUCCUUGUCUACGGACGAUCCUCGUCCUGCGAAAACUGAUGUCGACGCCCAGGAAGCUGGCCAGGUGAAUGAUUGUUGGAUAUCACUUAGAUCCUCGCUGGCGACAAGGUGAUCUACCACGGCGAUAAAAAUAUAGGCCCCGAUUCCAGUACAGAUAUGCCACCUAUACCAAUGCGUUUAGCGUCAUACGGAAGAAGAACACGGAAGAUUUCUGAAACGCACCACCCGUGAAGCUCUAGUACAAAAGCCCAGGGAAGCCCUAUUGCUUCUCGCGCUUUUGUCAAGAAUCCGCAGGCCCACUGAUCAAUCAGCCAAAGCCAAUACCCCAGGUUGAAAAUCGCUGUCAACGCCAGUUAGUCUCUUGGAAUGUUGUCG